This is a messenger RNA of Columba livia (rock pigeon), 4524 nucleotides long. It is a transcript of the gene CALHM5, whose product is annotated as calcium homeostasis modulator family member 5. The record is from RefSeq and is a predicted model, not a curated record. The transcript has 2 exons. The coding region runs from base 638 to 1567 and encodes 309 amino acids. Gene Ontology annotation, cellular component: plasma membrane. Gene Ontology annotation, molecular function: monoatomic cation channel activity. NCBI's taxonomy places the organism in Eukaryota, Metazoa, Chordata, Aves, Columbiformes, Columbidae.
GGGGAAAGGCCAGAAAGGCUAGAAGUCAAACUACAUUUGUCUCUUCUGUGAUCAGCUUGAGCCAGAGAUGCAAAUCUGGAGCUGUGUGAUAUUCCAGGAAGGGCAGCAAAAGGCUACUUAUUCCCCCUUUGAUGUUCCCAGAUUUACAACCCCAUAUGAAGUAGUUUUACUGUCAUCUGUCUCUUUUCAGCUGUGUCACCCUCCUCUGGGACCAUUAGCCUCUAUAUUAGGUCCUUCACUACAUUGCUGGCAACUUUGAUAAUCACAGCUCAAGAAUUCCUGCAACUGGUGAGGGAGUACUUUCAUUCUGAUCUCCAUCUGCAAUCAAUAAAAAAACCCAACAAUCCACCAAGAAUAAAAUUGCCAAGACUGUAAAUGCAUUUGAUUACACAGAGCAUUGCGUGCUUUCCUUCUACUGCCGAUGAAUGUUACUGUAAAUGAGCAACAUCUGCUCUGCUAGCAGAGGGGUCCCCUGUGAGCACGUUUGUCCAGACAGUGACAUCACGGCGUUAUCUGGGCAGUGCGCAGGCAGCGGGCUGUGCUUCCUCUGCAGAGCUCUCCCCUGCUACACUGCUGCAGAUUGCCGCGACUGAAGAUAAAAGUGUCUCGAUUUUUACCUCUUUAGUGAGUAUGAAACAUGGAGGGUUUCCAAACAAUCCUGAAAUUCUUUAUGAACAAGAAAACUGCUUUAGGUUACAGUUUUAUGGCACUGCUGACAAUGGGAGGGGAACGUGUGUUUUCUCUUGUUGCUUUCCGAUGCCCCUGCAGCAAUGAAAACUUCAGAUACGGUUUGGUAUUUCUCUUCUCCCCAGCUCUUGUUUUGCUAGUUAUUGGAUAUUUCUUAAACAGCAAGACCUGGAAACUCUUUACAGGCUGCUGGGUGAAUCCCAGAAAAAUAUUCCCCAGAGGGAAUACCUGCCAUUUCUUUUACGUCUUUGGACAAAUCACCCUAAAUGCUCUGGUAGCCCCAGUGAUGUGGCUUUCUGUGGCUUUGCUCAAUGGAACUUUUUACGAAUGUGCCAUGAGCGGCUUGGAAAAUCCUGACUACUUACAGGCAGUUUGCCACAGGAAAUCUGAGAAGUGCUUUGAAGAGCUACACAAGGUAGCCUGUGACAAAAGCUCCAUGCCCUUUUCAGAGAGUGACGAACUGAAACGAACUCUUCAAGCACAGUCCCAGAUGUUAGGCUGGUGUGUGAUAGUUACUACAGCUCUCCUCUCCCUGCUCACCACUUGCUGUGCCAGCUGCCAGUCGAAAGUCAGCCACCUCCAGCUGAAGUUCUGGAGGGUGUACGCGGAGAAGGAGAAGGAACAAAUGGAGGAGAUUUUCCAGCUGUAUGCCACCAAGCUGAGCGAGCGAAACCUGAAGUGCUUUUUUGAGAACAAGGCACUAGAAGCAAUUCCCCUGCCAGCUUUUCAGGCAUGGGAAGACGCUUCCCAGCUCUACUCUUUCAGCAGUAGCAAACAGCAUUAUAGCACAAUUCACAAGCUAGUUGAAGAAGGCCAGAAAGAAACCAAUGAGGAAAGAGAGACUAUGCUGGACUUUGUAGACAGAAAGGAAAUACCAUAGAUCAAAUAUAUUUUCAGCUUUUUUAUAUCUUGCUAAUAUGGCAAACUUCUAGCUGUUUCAUCUCUACAUUUUUUUCACAAUUGACUCUUUAUUCUUCAUCAUGUUCCCUCCCAGAUACAAACUUGCUCCAAAAGGAUGGAAUGAAAUUAUUUCUGUACAUCAUGGAAAAGGCUGCAGUUGUCCAUGGCACCUAGACUUCAUGCUCUAUUAAUGUCGCUGGCUUGGGAUCAAGAGCUGACAGCAAAGAGAGAUGAAUAAUGACUUCUACAAGAAGGUUCUAACAAUAUCCUAUGUAAUGGGUGCUAUAGUAUGCUCAUCUUAUGUAAAUCAAGAGACCAUCACAAAGUAACAUCAUUUAAAAGGUGUGAGUAUAAUAAUAGAAGAUGUGUGUGGCUUUCCAACAGCCCACAGAAAGGAAAGGUUUUGCUUCCAGGUCAUUGCACGUACAGCAUCGUCCUGACGCACCAGCUGUCACUCAAGGCAUCUCAGUGUCUUCAGACUCCUGUUGCACCCAGAAUGCCAUGGAUGGUCACAGUGAUCAGCCCUGGUCUUCUAGUCCCUGAGACAUUUUGGACAUGGGACAGUGACCUCCACUGACAGUGAGGUGCAAGGUGAUUUUUUAGACCAGUCUUACAGCCAAAGGGUAGGGUACCAAGAACUUGAAAUUACCAGAUGGUUCAGCAUUGUUGUGUUUUUGUUAAAAAACAACAUGCUGUUUUGAAACAUAAUCAGUUGUUGUUAGCGCUUUGUUACAAUAAUGAAAAUGCAUCACUGAUAUUUUGCCUUCAUAGAGUACUUCGUAUUAUCUUCUCCCACUGAGAAUUUCCCUUUGUAUGGGCAUAAAGCUCCUGUUUUGAGUGGGUUUUGAGAACUGGGUGCAGAGCUGCAUAAAUAGUUCGUACUGGGCCUGUGGCCAGUGUACAACAGAGGGUCUGGAAGGAAAUUCCACAUUUGAAAACAAGAAAAUACUUUUGCAGCAGGCUGAUUUUCACAUUUCUGAAUAUCUUUGGAAACUUAGUGUCUGGAGCAAAAGUGACCAGUAGUCAUCACAGGUGAGGCGACUGCACGAUCGGUGAUUCUGACAAGUGCAUUUCACCCCAGAGCCCUGUGCUUUACCUCACCCACUUGGAAUUCACACAUGGCUCUAACACAGAAUGUCCUGAGUCUUUGCAAAUACUGUCUAAAAGGAGAACAAAGUUUCUGCCAAGUUUCUUUCCCUGAGGCAACCAGGCAGGCUUUUAUACAGCAUUUUACUGCCAGUCUCCCUGAUCUGCAAAGAAUCAUAUUUUUGCUCUGCUUGAAUCAGGCUCUUAUCAGCAAACCAAGGUACUCUACCCAACUUGCUCAGACUUACUGUGCUUCUUCAGCAGAAAAAAGCAUCUACCUGCACCUACAGAUCACUGCUAUUUUUUAAAAUAAAAUCCAAGAGCUAACUCUAGUGUAUGCUUAGAAUUUUCUCCAUGUAUUUUGAAAAACUUAUGUUCUUUAAGUAAGUGUUUUAACACUUUUUAUCUCAGCUGACCCACUUUACAGCAGACUUAGAACAUGUUACAUACCUAAAUGUACCUCCUGCAGUUAGUUGAAAGCACAGAAGUAACACUGCCAAAAUUAAAGUCACAACAGCAGGCAUGUCUGACAUCAUGUCUGGCACAUACACAUUUUUCUCCCCGGGUUCUUCUCCUGGUACAGCAACUGUCUAAUUCCAGGGUACAUGUCCCUUGUCCUUUGUCUGCUUUUCUCUAUGAGAGAUGCCCCAACACCUACUGCCCAGCCCCAUCUCACCUCCUCCCUCCAUGCAAGGGAGAGGAGACACAACUUAACAAGAUGUACCCACGCCUGGCCCCAACUUCCCUUCCCAAAGCCAUCUUUCCACCUUCUUCUUGACUGGUACCACAGAAAAACAAUGUAGGGGUGCAAAGGGGAGGACAGUAAGUAGGUUGAUGAGGUGAUCAAGGAAUAUGGAAACAAGAGAAUUGAUGUAAGGAUGAGAUCUCCACUGUGAUAUAAGUGCUGUGACACAGAGGCAAAAGCAUAGUUGGUAGAGCAGGGGUGUCAAACUCAUUUUCGCCGGGGGCCACAACAGCCUCGUGAUUGCCUUCAAAGGGCCAAAUGUAAUUUUAGAACCGUAUAAAUGUAGGAGUAGUUACAUUUAUAUGGUCCUAAAAUUACAUUCGGCCCUUUGAAGGCAACCACCAGGCUGAUGUGGCCCCCCGCGAAAAUGAGUUUGACUUCCCUGUAGGAGAGGGAAAGAUGGGCGCACAGAGGGAUUCUACUUUAGGCUUUUUGGCAUCCUUUUCUUCCUCAGGAGAAAGCUCAAAGCUCCUGAGUAGCCAGGACCAUCUGAAACAGGAAUGUUUCCCAGCCUGGCCUUCUCCUCUAUUGUAGAUAUGCAAAACUGAGGUGCAUUUUCCUCUCCUCAUCCUUGUCCUGCUUCAUGCUCACAGGUAACUCAUGUUGAGAGUGUCUGCACCUCCUAGAGCAGCUACUGAACGCUUAGUGCUGCUACAUGUGCCUGGCAGGAGCCAAAGUCUCUUACCGACCCUCAUUCCCAGGACUGUGUUACUCUGUGUUGUCUUACCAAAUGCCUGUGACUUAAUAUGAUUACCAUGUGGAUGCUGGAAUACUUCUAUAAAACCAGACAAAAAUAAAGGCCAGUUUGACCCUAUGCUUUUAACUGGAAUCUGGUAUUGACAAAUGUAACCCCCUCCCUCAAGCAGCUGUUGCAAAAGCUGUUUUGAUCAACAUUGUCCCUGAAUUAAAGUUCAGCAGCUACCCUGGCAGCUCAGAAAGAAGCAAAGAUUAUUGUCAACACUGUCCAAAACAAAAACCAAAUAAGCAAAAACAAUCAAACAACAGAAUCAACGUUUUCUCUUGGAAAAUUUAGAUUUUGCAUUAAUUCUGAUGUCCAUCAAAAUAUGAGUGCACAAAUAAAAAGGAAACUUCUGUGCAAUUCUAAA